GUAAGAGAGUCAUACAUUCGAAGGCGCCUAUUAACUACUGAUCGUGCAAUUGAGCGUUUAUGGCAGAGUGAAUUUAAUUUGGAUCAGUUAGCAACUAUGGCAACAUCCACAAUUGCGAUUCCUGUUCCAGAGCUCAUUGUUCCACAUGUUUGCGUUGAAACGAAUACCAGAGACCAAACGUCCAAAUUGAUACAUCACAUCCAAAUUGAUACACAAAAAAAAAAAUCUGCUCAUGAAAACAGAUAUUUGAAUCGAAAUCUCACAAUUCACGAUAUAGAGAACGAAAGAGGAAGACCUCUUUCAAAAUACGAUAGAAAUAUGUUGAUCUUCAACUGGUUGCAUUCCCUUGACGAGUCAGCAACAACUGAAAAUAUCAAUUGAAAUAAAAAAUUUCUUAUUGCUAUUUUGUAUAAUGAUAUAAUUCUCGUUAACUUUCAAUUAGACGAAAUUUAUUAUUAUCAUUUAAAUGAUGCUUAAAAAUUAAAAAUCUAGAAGUUUAGUCAAAUUAACCAAGUCUACGUUUUCAGCCUCGGUUUCUACUUCUUGAAGCAUUUUUAAUGUGUCCUGUUCCAUUUGCUGAACUAAUUCCGGCUUUCGAUACUAAGAAAAAUUGAAAUAUGAAAAAUAUAUUAAAUCGAAAUAAUGAAAUAAACUUACUGUUAUAAUCAAUGUAUUGUGCUGAUGUGAAA
Molecule: messenger RNA, 689 nt
Organism: Contarinia nasturtii (swede midge)
Lineage: Eukaryota; Metazoa; Arthropoda; Insecta; Diptera; Cecidomyiidae
Exons: 1
Source: RefSeq, a predicted model, not a curated record